Molecule: messenger RNA, 5520 nt
Organism: Megachile rotundata (alfalfa leafcutting bee)
Lineage: Eukaryota; Metazoa; Arthropoda; Insecta; Hymenoptera; Megachilidae
Gene: Setx
Product: probable helicase senataxin
Biological process (GO): termination of RNA polymerase II transcription
Cellular component (GO): nuclear body
Molecular function (GO): transcription termination site sequence-specific DNA binding; helicase activity; protein binding
Source: RefSeq, a predicted model, not a curated record
UAAUUUUGAUCUUGUAUGGCGGUAAAUGUUAAUGUAUUUAUGUGUUCGAUUUAAUACAGAAAUAAAUGUACUCGUCUGAAAGAUACAAAAAUGAGUUUGUUUCAAAACAACACUGUUUAACGAUAUGUUGAUUAACUGUCAUUAAGAUUUGUGCGCAUUAAAAACUAAUGAAAGGAAUUUCGGCAAAAUGUUUUGGAGCUAACAAACAGGUUAACGAAAACGCAGUGUAUCUGCAAACAGACUAAUUGUUUUCAAACAAAGAAGAUGGAAUCAAAUAAUAUUUGUCAGUUUAUAUUAGAGCGUGUUAAUAAUCCGGCUACAGUUCUUCUUGAUAAACCAGGACACACAUACACUUGUGGCAGAGCCAAAGAUAAUCAAAUAGUAUGUCUUAGUUUGACAGUGUCUCGACAUCAUUGUAUUUUUUUCCAUGGCAAAAAUGAAUUAUAUGUUACGGAUUUAAAGAGUUCUAAUGGUUUGUUCAUAAAUGGAAUUGCACAAACACCAUUUCAAACAACUAAAUUACAAUUAAAUGAUGUUAUUGGUAUUGGUUGUCCAGAUGUUGCUGUUACAGACAAUUCUAUGUUUGCAUACAAAUUACGCAUGGUCAAUACACCACAAACAUCUGAAAACAACCAUAAUAACACUCCCGUUUUAGAAACCAUAUCAGAUUUUGCAAAUACAGCUACUACAAAGACUGAUGCUGUAAUUAAACGUAAAAGGGAUGAAAAAAACCAUGACACAAAAGUUUUACCAAAUAAAAUCCCGAAAUUGGAAAAUGAAGUUUCUAUUUUAGAAAAGAACUCUUUUAAAGAUAAGUGUAAAAUAAGCGAUGAAAAUGAUAUUGAAGUAAUUCAUGUUUCAUUAAAUAACAGUACAGUGGAUAAGAAUAGCAGUCAUCAUGAGUCUUUAAAAAAUAAUGCAUCAAAUGAUACACCAAAUGUAAGUAAGCAAAAUACAAAAGAGGUUGAAUCAUCCUCACAUUGUGAGAUGGAAAGCAAUAUGCAAGAAAAAGAGAAUUCCGUUGCUAUGUGUAAAGAUAAGAAACAAUUACAUAAAAAUGUACAGAAUGCAGAAAAUAAUCAUGUUCCUAGUACACACUUUAAAAGUGUUACAAAAGAAAAUGACGAAAACAUUCAAACUAAUUUGAAAGAUGCGAAUUCUAAUGCGAAUCAAACGUCCAAACAAUGCAACAAAGCAGAUAAUAAUACAAACGAAAGCAAAACAUUAGAUAAGAUUGAAAGUACAAAUAGACUUAGUACUCAAAAUAACGAAUUUAAGAGUCCCACCACACUACCUCCAAAUUUUAUAACUAACGGGGAUACUAUAAUUAAAUUAGAAGAUGAAUUACAAUUAACAGAUACUGAUGAAGAAGUUUAUAAUACUUUGUAUCAAAAUCAACUUCCAGCUGUAUCUCCAAUAAAACUGAAAAAGGUACAGCAAGAACCAAAAACACAAUUUUCAGAAGUUGAUGUUGUCAACUUAAGUGAUAGCGAGGAUGAUAUUUUUCCAUGUUCUCAAUUAUUUGAUCUUAAAUUUGGUAUGAAUACCUCAGUCAAAGAUGAAGUUAAAGAAGAACCUACAGAAAUAGAGAAUGAAAGAUUCAGUAUUCUUGAUGAUGCAGAGUUAGUUAUCUCAUUAACAGAUAGCGAAGAUGAGGAUAGUAAUUGGUUACAUAAAUUAUCUAGAAGUCAGUUGCUCAAUGAAGAAGAUGAAAUAGAUCUAAUAACUAAAGAUCCUGAUGUAAAGAAAGAAGAUAUGGAUAUAGAAAUUAUUGAUAAUUCAAACGAAAUUGUAACAAAUAUUGUAACAGAACAAGAAACGGAAUUAGAAAAAUCUAUAGACAAAGAAAAAGAUACAUCAUUACAAGAUACAGAUAAUGUACUUAAAAUGCAUGUACCAGAUUUUACUGCAGAAAAAAUGGAUAUUGACGUUGAAGAUUUCAAUAAAGAAACAGUAGAAUCUUCAACUAGUACCGCAGAGACUAGUAGGAAAGAAGUUGCCGAAUCUGCGAACAAUCAGAAUUUGCAUCUAACUGAGAAAGAAACAGAAAGUCGUACAAAUGCCUCGGGUCCCAGUGCAACAAAAAUUACGCCUUUAAAAAGACAAAAGUCGCUUGAAAAGAAGGUGCCUCAAAUUGAGCCACCUCAUUUACCUACUGGUAGACGAAGCAGUAGUUCUAACACGCUGUUGGAAAUUCCUGCAAAACCUAUGAAACAAAAGUUGAGUGCUAAAGAGAAAAAAGAACAACAAGAAAAAUUAAAGAUAGAAGAACAUUUGCGCAUGAAAGAGGAAAAGAAUCGUAAAAUAAUUCAUAAAUGGGCCAAUUGUCUACCACCUACUAAAAAGAAAGCAAGUACUGCUACCAAAAAAGAAAAUAUAAUAAGUACUCUUAGUAAAGAAGAAAAGAAAGCAUUAGCAGAUUCCAGAAAAAUGAAACUAAAAAAGAUUGCUAUGGAGGAAAAGCGAUCGUCGUUGGAUGAUAAUCAAGAUAAAAGACGUGUUGUUUCAAAACCAAAAGCUAAAGUAACAAUGAAGUCACGAACUGACUUUUUGGUCGCAGAAACAAUUUCUGCGUCUAAAGUAGAAGAAACAAUAGAAAAACCUAAGACUUCAAGUUCAAAGACGAGUAAAUCUUCAAAAAGUAAAAGUAUUCCUAAAGAAAUAUCAACGCAGUUUCAACGUUCAUUGACGAUCAAUGACAUAGGUAGAAUACCAAAAAAAAGUAGUGCAACUAAAGCAAAAGCAAAUAAUGCACCACAAGCAAUACCACCAGAAGUUCAAUUGGGAAACGACAUAGAAAUAAUACUAGAUACGAAUCGAAAAGAAAUAGAGUCAAGCGAGAAGCCAAGAUCAGAGUCUACAUUAAUACAGAAGGAAUCUAAUUUGGUUCGUAAGUCAUGCAUGAGAACAUCACCUAAAAAACAAAAGAAACGAGUAUCUUUUUCUGCAAACUUGAAGAGUGUACAUGUAUAUCAAAUAGAUCAAUCAAAUGUUUUGAAAAAAUUGGUAGGUAAAGAUGCGCCUAUACCCAUUGAAAAAGUUUCAGUAAAGAAACCAACAGGCUCAACAGAAUUUAAUGCAAAAUUAAAUGAAUUUUUAUCCCGUAUCUUCACAUGGAAUCCAAUUUGGCUGGAGGAACAGCAGUAUUUAAGUAUUCCUGCGCCUGUUGUGAGAAACGAAGAGAUUCAUGUAAUGUUGACGCAUUAUAAAUCAUACGAUGACUACUAUAAUAUUCUUGCACCGCUUCUGCUACUCGAAACGUGGCAUUCGAUAACUAAAGAAUUUCAGAAUAUGGAACAGAAUUAUAGGCGACCGACAUUAAUGUGUUCUGUAGUUGAAAACUCCGUUCAAAGAAAUGUUGUUUCAACAAAUGUAGUUAUGACAACUCUGAUGCUAGAAGUGUUAGCUUCGAAAGACGAUAUACAUAAACAAACUCAACCAGUUUUUGGGGAUUUAGUAUUUUUUGAAUACGUUAAAAAUCAUGAGAAGGGACAAACGUUUCAUAAAAUAUUUGCAUACGUUACAAAUGUACAUGAAACAGUAUUAACUCCCAUGACUCGUUACAAUAAGGAUCUAAGGAAUUAUGUAAAAAACCCUCAUUCGUUAUUAACGUAUACUAUGAAGACAAAGCCGCUUGAUAACAAUAUUCCAGUAAAUCGAGUUCAACGAUUAAGAACUGUAACUUAUUUACGUCCUAGUUUAAGAUUGGUACAAGCUUUACAGCAUCUACCAAAUUCGCCAUUAGGAGAUUUAAUUUUAAAUCCAAAAGUCGAGAUGUAUCAGCUACCAAACGUAUCUGAGAAAGAGGCAUUAAUUACUGGAGAUAAGUUAAAUAAAAAACAGUGUGAAGCCGUUUACAAAGUAACUGAGGCCGUGGUACAAAAAGUUGCAAAGUUAUGUUUCAUUCAAGGACCACCAGGCACUGGCAAAUCAAAAGUUAUUGUAAAUAUUGUCACCCAGAUAUUAUAUGGAAACAAUAGAUAUGUAAAUAACAAAAGUUCAUUGAGGAUCUUAGUCUGCGCACCAUCAAAUGCUGCUAUCGACGAAAUUGUCCUGAGACUGUUAGAAAUCAGAUCCAAUAUAAAGAACAAAGGAAAAAUGAAACCCUUUAAAAUGGUUCGUAUUGGCCGAGCAGAAAUGAUGCACGCAACUGUAAAGAAUAUUUCUGUUACUGAACUCGCAAAACGAGACAUUGAAAAAAAUAUGACUUGUUCAAGUAGUAUUACACCUGACAGUGUCGAAAAUGAAAAACUACAUCUUGAAUCUAAAAUGAAUGCUCUGAAGAGUCAGCUUUCAACGUCUAAUACCAUAUCUGAAGAUUACAGGCAAUACAUUAAAAUGAAACUCGGUGAUAUGGUUGUGAAAUAUGAAUUAUUGAAAAACUGUAGACCACUGAAUAAUAAGAACGAACGAGAAUACAUCAGAUUACAGCGAGCUGCCGAAAAUAGAAUUCUUGAACAUGCAGAUAUUAUAACAUGCACUCUUUCUUCAUGUUAUACUAAUCAAAUGGAAUCUAUCUUUGGUAGCAAUAAAAAGAAAAUAUCCGUAUGUAUUGUCGACGAAGCUACUCAGAGUUGCGAGGCGGAAACUCUAAUACCAUUAAUGCUAGGUGUAAAUAUAUUGGUUCUAGUUGGUGAUCCAAAUCAAUUACCUGCAACUGUAUUAAGUCCGCAAGCAAAGAAAUGUGGUCUAGAUCAGUCUAUAUUUUCACGAGUUCAAAAUGCUUUUGACUUCCAGCCAAACAAUCCAAUAAUAAUGUUAGAUACACAGUAUCGAAUGCAACAUGGUAUUUCCUACUGGCCAAAUAAAUUCUUCUACGGUGGAGUUUUAAAAAGUGCAGUAGAAGUAAAUCAUAAAUUUCCAUUUUAUCCAUAUCGAAUUUUGAACCUUAACACGUAUCAAAAUGAUGACAAUUUUUCAAACAAUGAUGAAGCAAAAUUUGUUGCUAAUAUGAUUUUCUCAAUGUUAACGUUUUCCAACUUAGACAGUUGGGAAUCAUGUAUUUCGUAUGGUAUUCUUACACCAUAUAAUAAUCAGAAGUCUGUGAUUAUUGAAAAGAUUAAUGAAAAGGUAUCUUCACUCCCAGAAAAUAUUAAAAGAAAAGUGAAGUUUGAUGUAAAUACGGUUGACGGUUUCCAAGGACAAGAGCGUGAUGUGAUAAUUAUGUCCUGCGUACGAAGCGAGAGGAUUGGCUUUUUAUCGGACCGACAAAGACUUUGCGUUGCUCUUACGAGAGCAAAACACAGUUUGAUAAUAUGUGGAAACUUUAAUGUCUUUAUGGUUCAAUUGCAGAGAGACUUAAUGUGGAACUCGUUAUUAUUGGAUGCCAAAUCACGCAAGGUAUAUUUCAAUGUUAAUGCUAAUUCAGGACCUCAUGAAAUAAAACCUUACAUUAUUAGGGGCAAAACAAAAAAAUGAUUGUUUGCACAUUCAUUGUUAAUAUCAUUAUUGUAUAUUUGUACAUCGUAAAUUAUCAUCCUCGUUCUCGUGUGGUUCAAAUAUGUACAUGUAUUGUAAAUU